Chaetomium globosum CBS 148.51 is the source of this 1026-nucleotide messenger RNA. RefSeq lists its product as uncharacterized. Lineage: Eukaryota; Fungi; Ascomycota; Sordariomycetes; Sordariales; Chaetomiaceae. The record is from RefSeq and is a predicted model, not a curated record. The transcript is spliced from 2 exons. The coding region runs from base 1 to 1026 and encodes 341 amino acids.
AUGGCAGCUCCAGGAGUUCUGGAUCCGACCAAGGCCGGUCAAUAUCCUGUUAUUCUCAGCGACGCCUUGCUGGGCAAGCCAUCCAAGGAGACCUACACAGGAAUAAGAUACAACCACCGACCAACACUCUCAUCUGAUACCGCGCCCAACACAGCGCGCCUCAAGAAAUCCGCCAAGGACGACUCUUACAACAUCGGGUUCGACGACCAAGGAGACAAGUACCAAUACAAUGGUGUCCGUACCACCGACGAUGGCAACUACGUCCUAAUUUUCGACCCUGCUCGCAAAGCCUUUGUAUUGCACCGAGUUGACUCGACCUUCCACAUGAACAUUACCCGCAUGCCGACCGACAACAACGCCGAAAGCCUGCGCCAACAGUUUCCUCAGCUCGAAGUCAAGACCGCCGACUCAACCAGGAAGCCAAGAGGGAAAGUCGCAGAGAAGGCUAGCAACAGCCGGCCGAACACGGCCAAGGCCGCUCCCACGAAAUCCAAGGGCGGGAGGAACCUCGCCGCCGGAGACACGCCAAAAUCGAAAGCGAGCGGUCAACCGGAAAAGAAUAAGACGCUGGAACUGACACUUCCCGAUCUCAGCGCGGCGGCUGCCAAUCCUAAGAAGCAGCCAUCGGCAUCUCAGCCAGGACAAGAAAAGAAACCCAAGCGCCCUGCUCUGUCCCCGGUCGAGUCGGAAGAAGACGAUGAUGACGACGACGGUGGCCUAACGGUCGAGUACCCCGAGGGCAACCCAGCCGCGUUCCGCGCCCCCAGCCAAUACAUUCCGACUUUCCCUUCUGUGACGAGGCGGUUUUCCGAGUUCGCCAACGAGAGGGAGUCGGACGACGACGAUUUUGAUACCACUAUGGCGGGCGGGUAUGACGCCGGGUUGCCUGAGGAGGAAGGAUACGCAGGGGACGAGUACGAGGAAGAGGACGAGGAAGAACCGUCGCGCCGACCGGCGAGCCCCGCCAGGCCUUUUCCAGUUGGAGAUGCCCGCCGCCGUCGAACCGGACCGGUACACGUUCGAUGA